AACAACAUCAAAAAGUAUGAAGAAAACGAAAGAUAAUUUGAUAACAAAACUCGCCUUGAGAGAAGUAAGUUCUCGCUGUUGAACAUCAUACUCUUUCAUUUGGAUAAAUGACCCAUUAUAUUUCCUUUUUGGUAGACAAGAGGGAAUAUGCAACCGCAUUUGCGCGGUAAUCGACAACGCUUCUUCAAGAAAUAUCCUCAGCGGUUUUGUAUUCCACUGGCAAAUAUACUGGACUCAAAUGGCGCUAUAAAGAAAGGGUAGCUAUAUUAUUUACAUAUAUCAUAAGAAAAGCUAUGUUUUGUUUCUAAUUUGUUAACUUUGAACGUCUGAACCGGAAGAAUGGACACACAAUUGAAUUAAAGGCUUGUGUGUUUUAACACAAAAAAAUCUUCAUAGUCCUCGGUUUCUUAUCUAUUCCGGGGUAUCCAAUCGAUGAAAUCGAUAAUCGAUGACAAUCGAUAUCAAUCAAUACCAAUAGAUAUUAAUUAAUUGAUUGAUACUGAUAAUCGAUGACCAAUCGAUGGCGAAGGUUCGUGUGGUUAUCGAUUGGUAUCGAUUUUCGAUAACAGUCGAUAGUUAAACACUUCAUCGACGUUCACCUCAAAAGAGCGAAGAUGAUUGCCUUUGAUGAUGCACCUUAUAUUCAGUAAAGCCUCCUCCCCAACUUUUUGCGUGGACAUUAUGACGUGGAAAGACAAGUGGGUAAUUCAAGUACAUGUGCGACCGGGUAUGUUCUUUGCAUUGAGAAGACUGGAUUAGAAUUUCAUCCCCAGGGCUUCCUAAAAAUGGCGGAUGAUCGGACAGGAAGCGUGCUUGACGUCUGUUCGAGGUUUCUGUGCCAAUUGAUAGCAAUCGAUGAAAGGUUUUUGUGUGGUUAUCGAUUGAUCAUUGAUUGACCGAUACCAAUCAAUACCAAUUAAAUAAUUUUAUUGAGUGAUAUCAAUUGAUCGAUUGGUUUUUUAAUCACUGAUUUCCAUCGAUUGGAUACGCUGGGUAUCUAUGUCCGGGGGAACUUGAUUACAUGCAGCACCUUUGAAUAUACUCCCUGGUCUAUAUGUGCUUUUCACAAAGCAAAAGUUGAUUACAUGUGCAAUGUAGCACCUCUGAAUAUAAUCUGUGGUCUGUAAUUAAAUAAGGCCUCUAUACAAGAUGCACAAAGAAGAAGCUCACCCUCCACCUUUCAAAUGUAUAACUUUUUGAUUCCACCACAAAUAAUAGACCUCUUUAGCUUGUAUGUUUGUCUUUGUCUUUUCAUAUAUAAUGGGUAUAUACACAUGUCAAUAAGACCAACUUAUUUACAGUCGCACCUCGCUAUUUCGAACUUAGUUUAUUCGAAGUCCCCGCUAUUUCGAAGGAAGAUCGAAUGCCCUUGGAUUUACCCUUCCCCUUUACGCUUCCCUGGUUAUUUCGAAGCCUCGCUAUUUGGAACUUUUUUCCAUUUCCCUUAGGACUUCGAAAUAGUGGGGUUCGACUGUAUCUGAAAGAAAUAGUUCUCAAGAGUGUUAUCACAUGUCGACCUUCAUUGAAAAGAUAAAACAUACAAACUAAAGAGCUCUAUUGCAGUGCAGAGGAGUGAACCAAAAUAAUGCUGUGCUCAUAUUUCUUGACUUUGAUACUGAUUUUUACUUUAUAGGCAUGUUAUUCUUGGAUUUACCAAGAAUGGCAGAUACCUAGUAUCCUAUUCUUUGAAAAUUGAUAACGAUGACAGUAGUCCUCUUCUAUGUUACGUAUAUUCACUUCAUUGGUGGGAGUUUAAUCAGCACAAGCCUUUAGUUGAGGUAAACCACCUUCUCAUAUUAUUUACAGUCAGGGCAGGUCAAGCGUACCCCCCAAAAUUCCAUUAAUGAAUUUAUUAUUCAAAAGUUGAGUCCGUUGGCAGUUGCAGAUUUCAGAUUCAUCUCUGCAUUCAUGCAUGUGUCAUGAGCCAUGAAUUUACACGUGAUUCAGUUAAGAAAUUUCUACCAGGUCAGUUUCCCUGAACUUGAUGUAAAUGUCUUCCUAGAAUUUUAAUCCAUUCAAAGAUUUUCAAUCUGACCAAAUAUAGAGAAGUUCUCGUAAAAUAUUCACUGCUCAUUACACACGCAAUAAUUCCGAUUGGAAUUUGACACUAGUUCUGGGAACGACUAACGGAUCAUUUGUCAAAUAAUCAAUUCAUUAAUAGAAUAUUGGGGGGUAUGCUUGACCUGUUUUGACUGUAAGGAAGUCUCCAGUCUUAAAAGAUUGUUGCAAAGCUGAAAGCCUAGGAAUAAUUGGCAAGUCUUAUUGUGAUUUUGCUCUAAUUAGAGAUAUAGUAGUCUAUCCAUACUUUUUCCUCUGUCAUCAUUAUAAUUAUAUUGCUCUGUCAUCAUUAUAUCCUUGCUCCCUUGUCUAUGAUAAUUUUGUUGAUAUUGAAUAUUAUUAUUAUUUUCAUUCUCAGUUUUCAUAUUUUCUCAACAUUGUUUAUGACUUUUGAGAUUUUACAUGUCAAAUUUGCCAGUGAUCCACCUUAAGAACCUGGGGUGAUUCUCAAUUCCCAUUUUCUCCUGGACCCAGGUUAACCCUUUAAGCCCCAGUAUUCACAUACAAAUUCUCCAAACUGAUCUCCAUAAAUUUCCUUAAAGAAUGAGUUGAGAGAAUUUGAUAAAGGAUCAAGGCAUUUUUACUUGGGUGAUAAUUUUAUUAAUUCUCAUAACUUAUCUGUUGACAAUGUAUGGAUAUUGUUAGGAGAAAAUAAUUGAUCUUGGUCGCUAUUGGGACUUAAAGGGUUAACAAAUAAGUUUUAACCUGGAAUCAAAGGUAAUCUGUAAUGUACUUACUACAGCUUUAUGUAUAUACAAUUUUGUAAUGAUGCUUUUAGGCUUAUUAAAUAGAGGAUAUUACAUGGCCACGCAAUGAUACAAAAUUUCUCUUCAAGUGUUGAAAAAUAUUUCACGAGUGAGCUCAGUGAACGAGUGAAAUAUUUUUUCAACAUGAGAAGAGAAAUUUCGUAUCUUCAAGCAGCAAAUGUAAUGUUCUAUUUUGUAUAAACACCAAUGAAAUACCAAACGAUUUCACUUUAAUAGUUUUUUGGUGUGAAAGGCGUAUGCAGCCAUAGCAAUGGUGAUAUUUUCACAUGUGACAUGCGAAAGCUCACCUGGUAUUUCAUUGGUGUUUAUAUAAUAAUAUCACUUUUCUAAAUGAAGUAAAGUCAUUUGUUGAUUGCUAUUUGUUCUUUCUAAGGUUUUUUCUGUGACGUUAUUUGAUAAAGAGGAAAUACAUCAAGACCUUCAUUUAAUAGUUGCUGAGAGCCAAGAUGAAUCAACAUUUGUGGUCUAUGGUCAAACGUAUGUACCCACAAUAACAAUGCCUUUGGGGCUGUUUAUGUUAAUACCGGAAUGACUUUCAUUCCAGAAUAAGUUUUGUUCCAGAGUGAAGUUCAUACUGCAAUCAGAUGAAGAAAUGAACUAGCUUAACUCAGGGUGUCUUCACACCAGAUGUUGCCACUUGUCCCAGACUACAUGAUUUUUGAAUCUGGAACUAAGUUCAGUUUCAGUUUUCCUGAUACCAGAGUGAAAUUUCGUACUAGAACGAGAAGUUCAUUCAGUUUGAAAACCGGAAUGAACUCAUUCCAGAAUGAAUUGUAAGGGAACAAAAUUUCGUGUAAUUUAAGGAGAUAGAAUGAACUCGUUUCAAAAUAAAAUUCAUCCCGGUAUCAUACACCCUUGAUUAAAGAAAACAAACAAUAGCUUUGAUUACUGCAUGCCUCAUCUACCUGUUACCAAAUAAUAAUUGUUAUCUCCUCUUUCUUUUCUGUUAUUUGUUUGUAAAUAUUUGUUUUUGCUUGUUGUUGUUAUUUAUACUAGAGCUACAUUUGCACAUACAUUGCACUAAUUUUUUUCUCGUCAUGUUUUCAUCAUGUCAGGCACUCUGUUAAAGAUGACUAUGAUCAAAGUCACCAGUGUUAUGUUACAGUUUGUGCUGGUCCCUCACCACGUCCAUGUGUUGGCUGCAAUUAUGCAUCGCUUGGCAGAGUAACUGACAAGUGUUUGAAACAUUCAUUUGUGGUUCAUUUUAAAUUUGAUCUUAUGGCACCUUUUCCUAUGUUCAACCCUUCACUAAGUCUCAAGAUGCAAGAUACAGUUCUCUUCAACACUGGGGAUUUUUUGAUGGCAUUAAAGGUCUCUGCAACAUUUAACAAAAACAGCAGCCUCGUGACAGAAAGUGUUGAUUUUUGUGGAGAUCAGCGGAAUGAAUUGUUUUGCAAGGUGUGUGAUAAGGCACCUGAUAGUAUUGCCAUUUCAAAUCAAUACUUGGCAGUCACAGAAGUUGACAGAUGUCAUGCUGCAGACAAAGAUAAUGAGAAUCAAGCAUGUGGUGGGAUAAGUGGAACACAUCAUUCUCAAACUCAUCUUGGGGAAGAUUCAAGUUCAGCUGACAGUGAAAAGACUGUGCAGGGCGACUCCAGCAUUAACGAAAUCCAUGCUGGAAAGAAACAGCUUGGCCGGCAGAAGGUAGUCCUUGGUUUUGUAAGAGAACUAUAUGAAAUCCAUGGUGAGUGCGUUAAUUCACAUCAAGUCAAUGAUAGAGAGUAUCUUUUGACUCCUCAAGAAACAUUUGAUGAAAAGGAUACUAAAGUACAUUCAGAAAUUUGUUCAGAUGAAGCAAAUGGCUCAUUAGAUGGUCAAACAAACCAGUCUAGCAACAAAAGUGAGUCUAAUCAACUGACAGAGAAAUUUAGAUCAGGUCAAACUUCUGAGCUGUCUUUUUGUAGUAAAGAUGAGACUGAGGCAACAAAGACUGUAUGUAGCAUAGUCACUGAAGUGUCCUCAAGAAGUGCUGUACAUGACAGCUUAAAAGAUUCAUCCCUUCCAGACACUGACAGUAAAAGCAAUUACAAUUUAGAUGCAGAUUAUUCCGCAAAAAUGGUUGAUUCAUGCUGUUGUGGCCGUAAUGCAGUCGUACCGACAACAAACAACAAUUUAACAUUAUCAGUACUCAAGGUAUAUGCAGACCCGGAUAAUGGUGAUCUGUGUGAACUGCCAGAUAGAUCAGAUGAGUUUGACAUGUAUGAUGGGUCACUGGCAGUCUCAGUGAAAACAUGUCAUGGCAAAACACUGAAGCAAAUUGGCAAGAUCAACCAAAGCAGUCUCAAAAUGGCACCAAGCAAGUUACAGUACCACUCAAAAGUAAGUUACCACCCUCUCACGAGGGGUCAAACGUUUUGCGCGCUAUGUGAUUCUCGUCACACGCAAUGUAAUCCCUGUAGCACAGGAUGCGAUUCUCAUAGCGCUACAAAAACUGUAAGUAUCAUGGCUAAUUUGCGAACAAAUUGGAGCUGUGCGACCUGCAGACUGUUGAGUAUAAUUUAAUGCCUUGCGAUGGAUCAACAUGACGGUAUUUUACGUAUUUUGGUAAAAAACAUAGCGCUUAAUAAACACUGCAACGCAUUAAAAACUACUUAAAAAUAAUGGAGAAGUAUUAGCUUUGCUUAUAAGUGUUUAGGAGAGACAAACAGAGCAGCAAUAGACAAGACAAAUGUUUUUUUUUUUAUUUGGUGUUUUAAACCAGCUGGUACACUGGUAAUUAGGGAGCUUUAGCAAAGACGGUGGCCACGAAAACGUAAAACAAAACAACAACAACAACAACAACAAACAACUGUGCACGUGCAUCACGCUUGGGUUACUAGAUUCCAGGGAAAUUAACCUACAAUUUAGAUUUUAAUCGAGUUGAAAUAAUUGCGAGAAAGUCUGGAAAAACGCAAACACUUUAAGAUAGUGAAGUUUUCGCUGCCGUCGCUGUUGUUGUUCCUAAAACUCCCUAUUGUUUACAGGGACAAACACUUGUUGUGCAUCAGAUGACACUUGACCUGGAACAGUGUAUCGGUGAGUUGAUCCAAGCGCAUGAUAGACUCAGAGAUUGCUAUAAAUCACUCAAAGACUAUGAUGUACAGAUACUACAUGUGUUACCAGACAGUCGCCGGGUUGUCAUUAUGGCAAGAAUUCUGGUGUACACUCGUACGAGGGAGAAGUCUACAUCAUGCGGCUUGCCAGUCAGUCCAAGGUAGGAUUACUGCAUGUACUAUGUCAUUUAAGAAAUACCUUUAUCAGUGAAAAUAUUGGCUUUUAAGAGACUGCAGUUUUGAGCUCUCUUAUUUAAGCAUGAGUUCCCCUAACCCACCCUGACCUUCACUUCAGAGUUGGACAGUGAAGUCAACUGUAGGCACGGAUCCAAACCGGUUUCCACCGUUUUACGAAAGUCGGUCAGAUUUUUCAUAAAUAACAGUUUUUCAGGUUAAAAUCUGGCCAAUUUCGUGUCUGAAUGACUCAGAAACCCAGAUAAGGUAGCUUAAGGGAGUUAAAAUCCGUAAGAAUUUCGCGGGGGUGUCCCCUAACGUUCGCCCUUGGCGCUCGUUUAGGAAGUCGGUCGCUAUUUAUCCUAGAUCCGCACCUGAACUGGGACAGUCUUUAGUUUGUUUGUUCUUUGUUUUCACUCGUAACAUACAUCAUAUAUUUCAUGAAGCAGAUUGUAGAAAGCUCAGCCAAUUAGGCUGAUGUGGAUCUGCUAUAUGCACAAAGUUAAAUAAUAUGCGUGCAAUGCACUGCUAUGAAUUAUUGUUAGAUAAAAUGAAGCAUAAAAGUACCCUCUUAAGUCAUUUAAAUCUUAAAAUCUGAAAUGUUUAAAAUAUUCCGAAGACUAGUGACAAGGAGUGAAAGCAAUCAAUUGGAUAAACCUUUAAAUAAAAAUAAUAGCAUUCCCAACGCAUUGAAUGAGAAAUUCUUUAUUUUCUUAGAGAAUCUCCAUCCUAAAAUUUGUUUAAAAUUGUCCUUAUCAAUGUAUGUGACGCAGGGAAGGGGAUCGAGGGAAAAUUUUCUGCAGGCGCGCGAGAUGUUGGAAGGCGCGCGCGAGAUAGGGAAAGAGGUGUCGUGCAUCCGAUUUUCCCCUCCCUUUGGAACACUUGCUACGCGGGCUAAUUUUUCACCAGUAUCAAACACUUUUCUUUAAGUCCCGUGUUGCAGUGUACAGGCUUCAUAUUUUCCUGGGAUCUAUGUACUGGUGGGUUGAGAAUUCUCCAAGUUCUAGAUGUUGAGGCCUACUCGGAACAGAAGAAAUACGGCAAGUUUAACAUGGCCGCCAAAGAAGCAAGGGAGCUACGGGCAAAAAUUUUCAUUCCUCAAAGCUUUUCCUCUUAUGUGCAGGCGUUUUCCAAUCAUACUGUAUUUACUGGAAAGUCGCUGAAGUAUCUAAAGCAUCCAUUCCUUCCGCUGGUGUUGGUAUUGUAGUUUUCUUCAUAGUAGCUGUUGUAAGAAAGAACGAACGAGACUUAUCCUGUUAACUUACUCUUUGUGAAGUGAUUGAAUUGUAUUUUUGAUAAUUGGAUUGCUCGUGACACUGAUUAAGUUGGGAUCGAACGGGUUUCAUAAACUAAUCAUAACAACCUUCAUUUGUGUACAGGAAUCAGUUAAUUCAGCCUACGCUCGUAAAAGAAUUAGUUUAUUCGCCUAGUUUCAACUUUUGCUUUGUUUGUUAAGGAGCCCGCAGUGGCAAGCGUACUAAAACUAACAGUUUUAAAACUAAACGGUUCAAAUUCCAAAGCACCAAAAAAGCAGGCGAGUUAACCACACCCUCUAAGACCUUGGCGCGGUGAGCGAGGGAGAGAGGACCUAAAACGGCAAAAAAUGGCCAAACAAAGUUGUUUGAUUGACCAAAAAAGGCGAGUCGACACUUUAGAGAAUUCAACUGACCG
This is a messenger RNA of Porites evermanni, 7702 nucleotides long. NCBI's taxonomy places the organism in Eukaryota, Metazoa, Cnidaria, Anthozoa, Scleractinia, Poritidae. The record is from the annotation of a GenBank genome assembly.